AUGGCGUCUAAGGCUGGUACAUCCGGUAAAGCAUCUGGUAAAGCAUCCAGUAAGUUUGCAAGCCUCAACAAAUUACGAGAUCUGGAGCUUAGAAUGAAUGAAGCUCGAAAACUGAAUCACGCAGAAGUUGUUGCAGAAGACGAGCGGAAGAAAAGACCACAGAAUUUUGAGGCUAAGCGCAAACGUGUGGAGUGGGAAGAAGAGCAGGACCAAAAGAAAAAGGAAUGUGCCAAGAAAGGGGAGGACUAUGACCGGGUGAAGUUGCUUGAACUGGGAGCAGACGAAGCUGAGAAGUGGGAAAGGAAAAAGAAGAAAAAGAAUCCAGAUCAAGGAUUUGCAGACUACGAGCAGGCAACAUUCAGACAGUACCAGAGACUGACCAAACAGAUUAAGGCAGAUCCACAGGAGUAUGAGAAACAAAGGGACAAGCUUGGUGAAGAUUUCUAUGCAUCAUCAAACACUCUUGGCCUCCAUGAUCACAAAGACUCUGAUGAGGCCAUCGACAGAAUGGUCGGCGAUCUGGAAAAACAGAUUGAGAAAAGGUCCAAGUACAGCCGCCGCAGGACCUUUGAUGAAGAAGCUGACAUUGAUUACAUCAAUGAGCGUAACAUGAAGUUCAACCAGAAGCUGGAGAGGUUCUAUGGGAAGUACACUGCCGAGAUCAAGCAGAAUCUGGAGAGGGGAACCGCUGUGUAG
Messenger RNA from Candidula unifasciata, 696 nucleotides. Lineage: Eukaryota; Metazoa; Mollusca; Gastropoda; Stylommatophora; Geomitridae. The record is from the annotation of a GenBank genome assembly.